Molecule: messenger RNA, 972 nt
Organism: Antrostomus carolinensis (chuck-will's-widow)
Lineage: Eukaryota; Metazoa; Chordata; Aves; Caprimulgiformes; Caprimulgidae
Gene: OR2AT4
Product: olfactory receptor family 2 subfamily AT member 4
Exons: 1
Coding region: 1-972 (323 amino acids)
Biological process (GO): G protein-coupled receptor signaling pathway
Cellular component (GO): membrane
Molecular function (GO): G protein-coupled receptor activity; olfactory receptor activity
Source: RefSeq, a predicted model, not a curated record
AUGGAGAACUGUAGCAACAACCUUUCCACCAAAGUCUUUUUCUUGGUGGGCUUUCCAGCUCUCCAGGAUUACCAGACCUCCCUCUUCGUUGUGUUCUUGUUAUUCUACCUCCUGAUCCUGGUGGGUAAUGCCAUUAUCAUCACUGUGGUUGUGGUUGACCACACGCUUCACAAACCCAUGUACUUCUUCCUGAUGAACCUCUCCGUGUUAGAUGUGCUAUUCACCACCACCACCAUCCCCAAAAUGUUGGCCAUGUUCUUGGCCAACGCUAAAACCAUCUCAUUUUGGGGCUGUUUUCUGCAGAUGUACAGUUUUCAUGGGUUGACGGUAACCGAAGCUCUUCUCCUGGUUGUCAUGGCUUAUGACCGUUAUGAAGCCAUCUGCAACCCCCUCCAUUACCUGGCCAAGAUGACAAGAAGAUUGAACAUCCAACUGGCAGCCAGUGCCUGGAUCACUGCUCUGUUAAUACCCGUGCCCGUCAUCACUCAGACAUCUCAACUAGCUUACAGAGACACAACCAAGGUCCACCACUGCUUUUGUGACCACCUGGCAGUGGUACAAGCUGCGUGCUCAGACUUCAGUGCUGAUUUCCAAACCUUCUUGGGGUUCUCCAUCGCUAUGACAGUGUCAGUUGUCCCUCUAUUGCUCGUCACCAUCUCCUAUGUCCACAUCAUCCUGUCUGUACUGAAGAUCAACUCCAAAGAAGGACGUGUGAGAGCUUUUUCAACGUGUACUUCCCACCUGCUUGUGGUGGGCACCUACUACUCCUCCAUCACCGUGGCGUACGUGUCCUACAGAGUGGACAUCCCCGUUGACGUCCAUAUCAUGAGUAACGUUGUCUUCUCCAUUUUGACUCCUUUGUUAAACCCCAUCAUUUACACUUUACGCAACAAGGAAGUGAAAUCUGCCGUUAAAAAGUCCAUUUUGCUGAAAAUCUGCCCCGUUUCGACAAAAUUCAAUGUAUUUGGGUGA